This is a messenger RNA of Ictidomys tridecemlineatus (thirteen-lined ground squirrel), 6072 nucleotides long. NCBI's taxonomy places the organism in Eukaryota, Metazoa, Chordata, Mammalia, Rodentia, Sciuridae. The record is from RefSeq and is a predicted model, not a curated record.
AACUAUAAGACUGGAAUCCUAUUUAAAAUAAGUUAUACUCCAUGUAUGUAUGAUAUGUCAAAAUAUACUCUACUGUCAUGUAUAUCUAAAAAGAUUAUUUUUUUAAAAGACCAUAGGAAAGAAGCAUUAUAAAGACAUUUUAUCUCUCAAAUAUAACGUCUUACAAUUUUCUUCUUUGCCCAUCCCUUGCCACAAUUCUGAAUUGAAGAGCUGCCUUUUUUUUUUAGUACUGGGGAUUGAACUUAGCACUUCUCAAGCAUGCUAGGCAAAUGUUCUACCACUGAGCUAUGCUCAGUCUGAGCUGCAUUGCCAGAGUCCGGCUGCAACAAAAUAACCAGGGGUGAGGAACAACUCUUGUAGAUCCAUACAGCAGGAAUGGGAGCCGUUUAUUGCAGGACAGGAGGGGUAUUUAUGCAUUCCACACAGCUUAUCUUAAUUAGCAUAAACUAGAUACAGCAGUCAACCAAUAAGGAAUCUCCACACUUAAUGGCUCGAUUUUGUUACUUCACAAACCAUCCCCCCUGGCAUUUUGCCAGGAGCCAUCCUGACUUGUUUACAGACUCUAACACUGCAUAAUUUAUGAAACCAAAAUUUGUAAUUUAUUGCCCUUCUUGAAGGACCUUCUCAGUCACCAUUUAUAUCAAUAAGUCCCAAAUUUGUCUCUGAACCUCCAACCUCUUUCCUUAACUUUGUUUAUAUGAUGGAAAAUCAUUUAAAUAACUAUUGAUUCUCUAUGGACACCUCAAAGUCAACAGAUUUCAAAUUAAAAUUUUCCUUUCUUCAAGCUAAAAUUACCUUGUCCACCUCAAUAUGCCUAUUCCCCUUCUCCUCUUUCUGUGUUUACUAUUUCAGAUAAAUAACACUAACAACCACUCAGUUCUCUAAGCUUGAAAACAAAGUAUAUUUAUUUUGCUCCUUCCUAUCUCACUUUUUGUACAUGUAAUCUAACACCACAUCUCCCAUUAUUUCAUCAUUCUAAUACAAUUGCAGUGUUACAUUUCUAGUUGAGACCAAAGUCACCUCUUACCUAUAUUAUUGCAACCAAUUCUAAUCAGUCUUUAUUCUUUUGAUCAGUCUCAAUCUCUUUCUAAUUUUCUGUCAACUCUGAAACAAGAUUAACUUUUUAAAAAAUUAACCUUUGAUUAUGUCACUUUUCUGUUUGGAACCCUUUAAAAAUCUUGCAUUUGCACUUAGUGUUAUCUCCAAAUGCUUUAACAUGCUUUACAGACUCUUUACUUGUCUUUCUAAUUUCAAUUCUUGCCAUUUUUUUAUCCUGCUCUAUGCCUCAGUCAUAUUGAUCUUAUCUCUCUUCUUCCAAAACACCUUUCUCAUUUUGGAUUUGCAUACUCAUGUUUUUAGUUUGACUGGAAAUUUUUAUCCCAAACCAAAUUUUUGUUUGUAUUACUACUACUCAGUUUUCAUGUAUCAAUUUAGAAUAUACUUCUCCAAAAAAAAUCUUUUCAGUACUUCUAAAUUUUGGUUAGGGCAUCCUGAUCUAUCCUCUUAGAGUAGCAUGAACUUUCCUUAUCUGGCAGGCAUUGUGCUCUAUUUUAAAUAUAUAAUAAUUUUUCUGUCUCUUUCAUAGCAGAAACUGUGUCUGGUUACCAUUCUAAUUCCUAACACUUAUAGUUAUGCCUAUCACAAAGUAUAUGCUCAAUAAUUAUCUGCUGAAUAAAUUAUGAAUAGAUAAAUAAAAUAUUUAGAAUUGUUUCUCUGGAAAUGCUGGGUCUACAAAAUGAUGUUUUACAACUAAACUGGGGUCUUGUUUUUUUUUUUCAAAUUUUAAUGUUGCCAUGAUGUGGAUGUAGAUUAUCUUACUUUAUUUACUGUUGAGCAUUUGAUUUUCUACCUUACCAGGUUAAGUCUUCAAUGGUGUAUCCCCAAGUAAAUGGUACCAUUUACCUGACCUAAAAUUCCCACCUUACCCCCAAACAACUACUCACAUAUUCUAGGUUCACUUUCAAGUGCAUAGCAUCUUUCUUGCUGUCUUUCCAGAGUAUUUGCUAAUAACUAGAGAAAACCUCUAAAUUCCUAUUUCCAGUUUUCCUGAGAACCUCUUACUUGCUAAGUCAAUUGCAUGCAAGGGUCCUCUUAACUAUCUUUAUUGUCUUCACAAAGAGAUCAUAACUUAAAUUUGACGAAGGGACUACAUCUUAAAUAAGAUUUUAUAUCUACCACUGUUCCAGCAAAUUAUGGUUUUAUUGUGUAAAUGACUCAAUGAUAACAGGAUCAUAUUUCAUAAAGAACACAACUCUGAUAGGAAAAUAUAAUUUUAAUUAAGAAACACAUAGAUAAUAUUUCAUCUAGAACUUAUUUGACUUUGUCUAAAACCUGAAAAUCUGCAGAGUCACAUGGUGGCGCUGCAGGAUAAGAUGCAGAAAUUUUCAUAGGAGCAGAUGCUCUCCUUUCCCUUAACUAGUGAAACUGAGAGUGCUGGAGAAAACAGGAGAAAGGCGGCUUUUCAAAGUAAGACAGGGCAACAACAUCCUCUGGACAGGGUUGCAAAUCUAUAGAUUGUCUAAAGUCCAAGAUAUAGGAGCAACUCCCAGAGCUGCUAGAGAUUGAGUUGAAACGUUUCCACGGAAAGGAGUUCAACUAAGAAGCCAUGGAUCUGCAAGAGAGAAUUGCUCAGCAGAUAAGGCAAGUGCUGCUUUCCUUUGUUUUGCUGGGAGGGUCUUUGGUGUGUUCUGAGACCUGGAGAUAUUCUGUGGCAGAGGAAAUGGAGAUUGGCUCCUUCAUAGCCAAUGUAAUAAAAGAUAUGGAUUCCAGUGUGGAAGAUCUGGCUGCACGGAGGGCCAGAGUCAUCUUUGAUGACUAUAAACCUUACUUGAGGUUGGAACAGCAGACUGGAAACUUGGUCUUAAAUGAGCAACUGGACCGGGAGGCACUUUGUGAUAUCACUGAGCCCUGUAUAUUGCAUUUCCAGGUGUUAUUUGAAAAUCCUUUGCAAUUUUUUCGGGCUGAGCUUUUGAUCAAAGACAUAAAUGAUCACACUCCCAUGUUCCUAGAUGAACACAUACUUCUAAAAAUAUCUGAAGGUACUACACCAGGAACUUCAUUUCAAAUGGAUAGUGCUCAGGACUUAGAUGUAGGAAGGAAUGGUGUUCAAACCUAUACAGUAAGCCCCAAUCCUUACUUCCACCUUAACAUACAAGAGAGUGUUGAGGGCAGAAAAUACCCAGAGCUGGUAAUUGACCAAUCUUUGGAUCGGGAAAAGGAGCCUGAAAUUAUUUUAACUUUAACAGCCUUAGAUGGAGGGUCCCCACCAAGGACUGGGACUUCACUGAUUCAAGUUGUUGUCCUUGAUAUCAAUGAUAAUGCCCCAGAGUUUGAGAGACCAGUCUACGAGGUGCAGGUCCCAGAGAACAGCCCUGUGGGCUCCUUGAUAAUCACAGUGUCUGCUACAGAUUUAGACGCAGGAAUAAAUGGAGAACUAUCUUAUUCAUUUUCUCAUAUCGCUAGAGAUGUGCGGAAAACAUUUGAAAUCCACCCAAUUUCUGGUAACAUCCAUUUGAAAACAAUUCUUGAUUUUGAGAUUAUUCAAUCUUAUACAAUAAAUAUUCAGGCCAUUGAUGGUGGGGGUCUUUCUGGAAAAUCAGUCAUUAUAGUUCAGGUUGUAGAUGUGAAUGACAACCCACCAGAAAUAGCCAUGACAUCUCUUACUGGCCUCAUACCAGAAAACUCUUCACCAGAGAUGGUGGUUGCUGUUUUCAGUAUCCGGGACAAAGAUUCUGGGGACAAUGGGAGGAUGAUUUGCUCAAUUCAAGACAACCUCCCCUUUCUCUUGAAGCCUACUUUCAAGAAUUUCUACACUCUGGUAACAGAGUACCCCCUGGACAGAGAGAUAAGAAUGGAAUAUAAUCUCACCAUCACGAUCACGGAUUUAGGAACACCCAGAUUGAAAACCACACACAACAUAACUGUAGUGGUCUCCGACGUCAACGACAACGCCCCUGCCUUCUCCCAAACGUCCUAUACUCUGUUGGUGAGAGAAAACAACAGCCCUGCCUUGCAAAUAGGCAGUGUCAGUGCCACAGACAGAGACUCAGGCACCAAUGCCCGGAUCACCUACUCGCUGCUGCCAACCCAGGAUCCGCACCUGCCCCUCGCCUCCCUGGUCUCCAUCAACGCAGACAAUGGGCAGCUGUUCGCGCUGAGGUCGCUGGACUUUGAGGCCCUGCAGGCGUUCGAGUUCCGCGUGGGCGCCACAGACCAAGGCUCGCCCGCGCUCAGCAGCCAGGCGCUGGUGCGAGUGGUGUUGGUCAUCGCCUUGGCCUCUGUGUCAUCGCUCUUCCUCUUCUCUGUGCUGGUGUUCGUGGUUGUGAGGCUGUGCAGGAGGCGCAGGGCGGCGCCACUGGGUGUGUAUUCGGUGCCUGAGGGCCACUUUCCUGGACACCUGAUGGAUGUCAGCAGCACUGGGACCCUGUCUCAGAGCUACCAGUAUGAGGUUUGUCUAAAGGAAGGUUCAGGGACUAGCGACUUCAAGUUUCUGCAGUCUAUUAAUCACAACCAUCAAGGGACUGUGAAUGACACGGUGUAAAAUUCUAGCUUCGCAAAUUGUUUUGGAUAAUUAGUGACUGUUGGUUUUCAGAUCAUUCAGGAUAAAGGUUAAUUUCUUUCUAAGUAUAAUAGAUCUCCAUUAUAUUUUGGGUUCAUAUAAAAUUUUCUAAUGUUUUUCGUUGAUUUUUCUAGUUAAUAAGAAAUUUUUCUCUAAUAUAGUCUCAUUAUUUCCUUCUCUUUUAUCAUUUUUACUUGACGGUGACAAUAAAAUUUCAACUUUACUCAUUACUGAAAAGUUGCUGAUAUCUCUUCUAUCAACAUUUUUUAAGUGUUAGUUAUUGAACCCCCCAAGGGUGCUUCAACAUUGAGAAACAUCCCCAGCAUCUUUUUAUUUUUUAUUUUGUGACCAGAUUUUUCUAAUUUGCUUAUGACCUUGCUAAAUUGCUGAGGCUGGCCUGGAACAUGUGAUCUUCCUGCCUCAGCCUCUGGAGCUGCUGGGCAUGAGCCACUGUGCUCAGCUUAUUUAUCAGCAUUUCAACAUCAAAUAGUACUGAUUUGAAUAUGAUGCCAGCCCCAUUCUAUUUCAUUGUUGUCUAGUAAUUUUUUUUCUAAAUUUGGUGAUUUGAAAACAAGCAUAAUAUAAUGAAUUUUUAGUAUUUCCUGUUUAAUCUGAUAAUAUGCUUUCCUGUGUAGCAUAUUUAAAUGGAGAAAUAUCUGUAAAAAUGCAUGGCUUUAUUUUAUAGUAGGAUUACAUGAGAAACACCAUAAUUUCUCCCCAACUUAAGUCUUUCCUACUCUUUAUAUCAACUUUCAGUAUCUAAUUAUCAGAUUUUCUCAAGCAUUGCAAGUGAUAUUAUGUUUGGCUAAAUAUGUGAAAGAAAUACCGAAAGUCAAUCCUCUGAGAGACAAGAAGUACCACAGUCUGGCUGGGCACAAAUCACGAGCCACUAAAGCAGGAACAAACUUUAUUUCUGAACUCCACCAGCACACUACACACACGCUCCCCGGGAAUUUUCCCCAAUGCCACUGGGCUGAUCCAGGAACCAGCAACUGGAAAUAUCCCUCCUGGGCACUUCCCCCAACCAAUGGGAACUCUCUGGGAAUCCCCUGGAGAGCUCAACUGGAACUCAAGGGGAACUCCUCGAGAACUCACUGGCAUCACCUCUCAACCACUUCUUCUGGCAAAAAUGCCAUGCAUCAUCGCAACUCGGCUGUGGCCCUCAACAGGAAGGAGAUAUCCAAAAAAUAACUUUGGUGUAGAUUUUCCUGUUGUAGAAGUUUCAUUUCCUUCCAAUAAGUUUUGUCUCCUGGGAUUAUUAAAAAUAAAUUUUCUGGGCUGGGAAUAUAGCUCAGUUGGUAGAGUGUUUGCUUUGCAUGCAUGAGGUCCUGGGUUCAAUCCCCUGCAUCACAGAAUAAAAUAACUUUCUUCUAAGAUAGCUAAGUGAUGCUUUUUUCUUGUUUAACAGCAUGUUUAGAUAUUCUUGAAUAUACUGGUGAAGUAGAGCUUACUAUUAAUUUGAGAUUUUAUUAUGACUUUUAAAAAAUAUUUAUCUUUUAGUUAUAGAUGGACAC